This is a messenger RNA of Trichoderma aggressivum f. europaeum, 1212 nucleotides long. RefSeq lists its product as uncharacterized. Gene Ontology annotation, cellular component: cytoplasm; membrane. The transcript is spliced from 2 exons. The coding region runs from base 1 to 1212 and encodes 403 amino acids. Lineage: Eukaryota; Fungi; Ascomycota; Sordariomycetes; Hypocreales; Hypocreaceae. The record is from RefSeq and is a predicted model, not a curated record.
AUGGAUGGCGAUCCGGCCGUAGAGCCUCAGCUCGAUGCCUUCAGCCUGGCGUUUCCUCUGCCCUACCGAGUCGGCUUUAUCGUCACUCUAGCUGUUUGGGGAUGGGGCCUUAACCUCCAUUGGCUGCAUAGCUUCCGAAUCGACGUUCCCGCCCUGAUCCGAUACCCUGGACGAAGCUCGCCGCAGCAUAUAUCGCAUCAUCUGUCUACAUACCGACUCUCCAUAGUCUUGACGGCGCUGUUCUCGCUCUCCAUUACGCUGUUCUGGCUGUGCACAUGGCACGUGCCAGCCCGGGUCAUUGCCUACGACUGGAUGCCAAUGACGUACCUGGUCGUGCUGGUGGCAAUCUUCUUCGUUCCUUUGCGAAAUCUGCCUACCGGUGGUCGAAGGCGCUUCCUUGCGACGCUGCGGCGGGUGAGCAUUGGCGGCAUUGCAGAGGCGCAGGAUGGCAAAUUUGGAGACAUCUUGCUGGCUGAUGUCUUGACAUCGUAUGCCAAGGUGUUUGGAGACGUUUUCGUCACGCUGUGCAUGUUCUUCAGCGCCGGAGGCUCCUCGACGGACCAUCCCAACAGGAGCUGCGGGGGGACGUUCUUUGUCCCGCUGCUCAUGGCUGUGCCGAGCAUCAUCCGUUUCCGGCAGUGCCUCAUCGAGUACCUGAGAGUUCGACGGGCCCCGUACAAGGAGUCUUCGGGCUGGGGUGGCCAACACCUGGCCAACGCUCUCAAGUACUCUACCGCAUUCCCCGUCAUCAUCACAAGCGCCAUGCAAAGGGGGGCCGGGCCAGAGAGCGACGUGGUCGCGCUGCACCGAGCUUGGCUGGUCGCCGUUUUGGUCAACUCGCUCUACUCCUUCUACUGGGACGUUGCCAAAGAUUGGGAUCUGACACUCUUCUCGUCGCGAGAGCGAGCAUCAGUGCACCACCCGUGGGGGCUGCGUGAUCGGCUCGUCUUCCGCUCGGCUGGCCUGUACUACUUUGUCAUCGGCCUCGAUUUCAUGCUGCGUUGCUCGUGGUCGAUGAAGCUGAGUCCACAUCUUGACAAAUUCAGUGAUUACGAGAGCGGAAUCUUCCUGAUUGAGCUACUCGAGGUGUUCCGGCGGUGGAUGUGGAUAUUCUUCCGCGUUGAGACGGAGUGGAUUAGGAAUUCCUCUACGGGCCUCGGUAUUGACGAUAUCCUGUUGGGCGACUAUCAGGGGAAAGACGAUGACGACUAA